UCAAGGAGGAUGCCACAGUCCAGCACCGGAUGUCAUCUAUGCGUAUACACCUCCUCAGGAUGUGGUAGUCGAACUGGGCCUCUGCAGUUCUGCCACCAUGUUUGAUACCACUUUGUCUGUCGUGGAAAUUAUAGAAGAUCAAAUAGAGGAACUGGCCUGCAGCGAUGAUGAGUGCAACUCGCAGAGCAUGAUCACUGAUCUACGACUGAAAUCAGGGCGAACCUACUACAUUGUCAUUGAUGGGUAUGAUGGAGCGAAGGGACAAUAUGGGCUGCGAAUCACAGGGUCUUGGCCUGAGUCAGCUUAAGAAGAGCACUGUGAUGUCUGCCCAGAGGAUGACAGUACUGGUCCUGAAGUGAACAUAGAAGUCUUGUCUAUGGCAUUUAUGGGUGGAAUACUACAACUGCAGCCUGCUCCCCAGAACCACAUGCCAGACAUGAACUCAAAUAUCCGCGCGUACAUCCUGUAUCUGCCAGAACAUUUCAGCACUAUGACCUUUGCAGACAAUUCAUGGUCCUUAUGGGACAAUGGAGGUAGGGUGCACACGUGGCGAACGGUGUUGUGUCUGGACAUCCAUUCUUUUGCAAUACAACCCAACAGCUCCUGCCUUGAAUCAGCUGGCCAACAGCCAACGUCAAGUCAAUCAUGCAAUGCCAGAGAAUGCCCCCAAUACGAGCUAUAUGCUGGACCGUGGGAGGAGUGCAACACGACCUGUGGUGAUGGGUUGCGGAAUAGGAAUGUGCACUGUAGGGACAAUCAUGGGAACACGGCAUCCAUGGCACGUUGUCUAACACAAGGUGGCACUUCCAUGUCUUCCAGUGGUGACCUCAUUGGCAAGAGGGUGCAUAAUUACACUCAUAUCAUGGGAAUGAUUAUGAUUGCAUCUACGGAGGAAUGCAAUGCUGCUCCUUGCAAGGACUUCUUCUGGGAAGUGUCGAAGUGGAAGCGCUGCUCUGUACCAUGCGGUGGAGGGGUUACAACAAGGGAUGUGAAAUGCAUGGAACUGAAGGAAAGCGGCCAAACGAUUGUUGCCGAAGAGGAUGCAUGUUUGGCAGUUGGGCCGAAACCUGCAAGUGAACUGGAGUGCAAUACACAACCUUGCAUCGCCUUCGCAUGGAAAACUGGGCCAUGGGAGCCAUGUUUGCCAGGCUGUACGCCGAACUCGACACAGGAAAGAGAGGUUGUAUGCGUUGACACACUUGGAGAUCAUCAGGUCCCGAACAUGUGCUCGGAGCUGGUUAAGCCUUCUGAGAGAAUGCCAUGCUGUUUGGUUACCUUCCUGCGUUUCCCUCCCACCCAGCCCUUUGCCUGCGUUCCCGGUUUGGUAAAUGCCACAUUAGCAGCAGUGCCACGUCAGCAGUGCCACGCCAGCAGCAGUGUUGUGACAGCAGUGCCAUGUCAGCAGCAGUGCCAUGUCAGCAGCAGUGCCACAUCAGCAGUGCCAUGUCAGCAGUGCCACGUCGGCAGCAGUGCUACGACAGCAGUGCCACAUCAGCAGUGCCCUGCCACCAUGACGGUCUCAGUUUUGGGCAUGCCAGGCCAACUGGCCAGCGAGUCCAUUGCCGAGUUCCGACAGCGAAUCCAAGAUCAGCUCGCGCAGAUCGAGGCUGAGGAACAGCGCCAGGCGGCAGCCGAGGCUGCCCUCCUACAGGCUGAAGCGGAGGCAGUGGCUGAAAAGCAGCCCCUUCAGGCCGCAGCUGACGCAGAUGCCCAGGCCCGCUGCAGGCAGGCCCAAGAUCUGCUGCAGCGGCACGAAGCCACCAGCGUCGACAGGCUCAAGUUCUGGCACUUUGAACCAUCCGAGGGCCACGAUGACACGACACCAGAAGACCAGCACAAGGAGUUUCUUUCCAAACUCGUGACCCGGUUGGUUUACACUUGUAACCACCUGCAGUCCGAGUUAGAGAAACAGCACCAGGAACUGGAGAAGCUCCGACAGGCGGUGCAGAUCCACAAGGACCUGCACGAGGAUGCCACACGGGCACUUAAUACCCGUAUACAGGACUUGGAGCAACCAGCACCAAGACCAGAUGCUGGCGAACCCAAUAAUGCAGCCUCAACCCGCCAGUUGGAGCAACGACUCGACCGUGUACUAGCGAUGCUCGGCGACAUCAGCGCCUUCGCUGCACCAGCCUCCAUCAGCGAGCAGCUCGACACCUUGAAGAAUGAGGUUCGACAACUGCACCAGCCGCCCGACAAUGAUGGCAGCACCAGUGCAUCGCGGCAGUACAAGAUGUUGAUGUUCCGGAUUGAGAAGUUUGAUGACUGUCCCCGAUCACUUGUACAUCUUGGCGUUGUUCCCAACGCCAAGGGCGGAUGCCAGAUCUGGCUCAGCCACAUGGCAACCAUCCACGGCGUCCAAGUCGCCGACCUGCACAAAAAGAUCUCUUGGGAAGAUCUGACGAAGGAAUGGAAGAAGCCGUUCAUUGUUGACGACGCCUCGGCGCUCGAAUGGCAAAAGAUCGUGGCAACACCCGAUCUUGACUUGCCAUUUUUGCAUUUGCGCCGGGAGUUCUACAACCGGUCGUGUGCCGCCUUGAGCCUCGCAGUCGGUGAUCGCGAACAAGACACGACCUUCGCGGAAAUCAUUGACAAGGCUCGUGAGAUCAUCAAGACCAACUGGGCUGCUGCACACGAGAAAUCAGCGUGGCAGCCCGCCUGUGGAAAAGGGAAGGCGAAAACAGCAUCGCCGACCGGAAAUGGACAGCCAGUACCAUGUUUCAAAUUCAGCUUGACCGAGGCCGAAUACAAAUACGGCAACCGAUACGGCUGCUGCUAUUGGUGCAACAGCACCAAGCACAAGACCUCCCGAUGCCAAGACCAAGGCAAGGAGGAUGUUCGACCUCGAAUCAGCUCGGGAAACAUGGCUGCGCGGAAGUCGGAGUUUGGACGAGCAUGUGGAGCACCUGCGCACCGUGUUGGAGCGGCUACGACAAACCAAGUACAAAGCCAACCGCGACAAAUUGGUCGGAAACGCCGUAUCUUCGCUGCUCUUCUCCUCCUACGAACUGCCGAUAUAGACGCCGCUUGCUCUCCCACCCUCGUCUGGAAGUACAGGGAAUUGCUGACUCAAGCCCGUGCGAACAUGCACAAGGCUCAAGUCCGCAUGCAGCAGCAAGCCAACAGGCGUCGCGUGCCAUGUCCCAUCCACGCCGGCGAUCUUGUUUGGGUCUCCGCGGAGGAGUUUGCGCUCGAACAGGAUGUUUCAUGCAAACUACUCCCCAAGUGGUUUGGACCAUGGACCGUCCUUUCAGCCGCAGGCGACAAGCCCUACGACCCAUCCUUUGUGAUUGACAUCCCUCCGCAUCUGCCGGUCCAUCCAGUCUUUCACGCCUCGAAGCUGGCGACAUACACACCAGCCAAGGACAAUGACUUCCCGGACCGACCAUCACAGGACCCUCCAUCCAUGGAUGGUCAUCAGGAGAUCGAUCGCGUCGUCACGCACCGCAAGUACGGCACCAAGCGGAUGCAAUACAAGGUCUCAUUCAAAUGGUGCAACCGCGACGACACAAGGUGGAUUUCACAAGCAGAUUUGCAGGCAUCUGCACGGCUGAUCUAUGCCGACUACGAGCGACAAAGACUAGCCAAGGAAGCUUCACAACCUGCCCCUCCCACCCGGACUUUGGUCCCUCCCUCCGACAGGCAGCUUCGCCCUCGCAGAUUGAAGCUGGAAGGGGAUUGGGAAGGCGAUGUAGUCAGGACGUGCUUGGGCCGAAAGGGUCAGAGGGGGGUGGAUAUGGAGUCGAUUUGGGAUGAUAUGAUUGGGGUUUCAAUUGCAGCUUCUGCGAAAGCAACACUUGCUCAGGCCAUGGUGAAUGCAGAAAUGACAGUUGCCACUGCAGUGAUGGCUGGAAAGGAGAGCUCUGUGAAGUUCCUCCACAUUGUGAAGGGAGGAUGGACCAUGAAGGGAUGUGCUGCCUAUCUGGAGUUGUUGAUAUCCAUGGGGCUUGCUGCAAGGGCAAGAAUGCAACACUGGACAAGGAUGGAAGGUCAAGGAACAGCAAGAGGCUGCCACAGCCGAGCAGAGGAAGCUGCAGCACAAACCCGGCGUCAAGCCGAGGCAGACCGCUUGGCGAUCGAUCAGCUCAACGCCGGCAGCGCUGAUCUUGUAAGUGCUAACCAAGCACAAUGGACAGCGGUGCUCAACGGGAUGUGUUAUGUCCCGGCACCCGGCAGCGAGCCGACAACAGUACGGCAAGAGAGGCACGACCUGGCAGAUAUUCUACUUCAUACAAUGCGCGCCGUCAUUUGGAACAGCUCCAUGGGGGAGCUGCAUUCCCGGUCCACACUGCAGCUGCAGCACGAUCUGAGCCACAAUGUGAAGAUACUUGCAGCAGCUGUCAAGGUCUCAGACAACCAGUUGAAACAGCUGGAUGCACGCAUUGCUACCUUGGAGGCAAGGCCUCCCCAAGCAGUGCCAGGCUGCACGCCAGAUAUGACAGACACAACGAAGCAGCUCAAUGGGCGCAUCGAUCAUGUCGUCAAUCUCAUCGGCGACAUAGGUGCUUUCAAUGGGCCGGACACGAUCAGUAGCACGGUGGCCGCCAUCAAGACGGACAUCAUCAAGCUGCAGACGAAACCGGACGCCACUACGAAGAACUACAAGAUGCCGCACUUCGACAUCAGCAAGUUCGACGACCACAACAAGACGGACGCUUUGGCAUGGUCGCAACGUUUCCUCACGGAAGCAUCAUGCCGCACUGUCCCGGAUGACUAUCUGAUGAAGGCGUUAUACUUACAGCUGAUUGGAGGAGCGCAGGCAUGGAUGAACCAUCUGGCGGCUAACCACACAUGCACCAUCGCCGAACUUCACACGCACAUUACGUGGAAGGAUUUCGAGAAGCUAUGGUUCACCCGGUUCAUGGUCCGCAACGUCGUGAAGGCGGCCAUGAACGAGGUGUACACCUGCUCUCAAGGAAGUAUGCCAACUCGAGACUGGACAACCAAGUGGCAGAAGAUAGUGACCACGCCAGACUUCGAUUUGACUUUUCCUAAUCAACGAUCCGAGUUCUUCUCGCGAUCGUGCGCAGGAUUGCGGUCAGCACUCGGUAACGAGUACGACUAUACCUCGUUCCAGGCUAUCCUGGAUCGCGCAAACCUGGUCAUCCAAACGGACGACAAGGCCGCUAACGAGAAACAAUCCCAGCCGCAUUAUGUGGCUAAGCAUGGCUAUCAACGUCCGACACAUAACAAUGUCGUGAUUUCUGAAGAAACAGACGAUCUCCACGCUGCAGCAGCAUCCUCGAGUGAUGGAGGAAUUGUAGCAGCGCUCCCGCCGAAGCAUCCCAAGAGAGUUCGGAAGAACAAGGCGACACAAGAGUCGACAUCGACGGGAAUUGGAUGCAGCCAUGGACGGCUUACAAGAUAACCAAGGAUGUCUAUGACCUUCGUCAAAAGUACGGAUACUGCCUUUGGUGCAACGGCGUCAGUCAUUUGACCGCACAAUGCCCCGAAAAG
Molecule: messenger RNA, 5457 nt
Organism: Chara braunii
Lineage: Eukaryota; Viridiplantae; Streptophyta; Charophyceae; Charales; Characeae
Source: the annotation of a GenBank genome assembly